CGUUGUCUUCAAAGCCCAAAACAAAGUAUUCGAGCCAGUGGAGGUGGAGUUGCUGGCGGAGGAUGAGAUAAUGGUGGUAGAGUUUAGGGAUAUUUUGCCAAGUGAUUUGGGUGUAUUAAGCAUCGCGUCCUUCGAAGGAAUCCUAAACGACAGGAUGAAAGGGUUUUACCGAAGUACCUAUCUGCACAAUGGGGAGAAUAAGAAUAUGGCUGUCACACAAUUUGAGCCAGCUGAUGCAAGGAGAUGCUUUCCUUGUUGGGAUGAACCUUCUUUUAAGGCAACAUUCAAGAUGACAUUAGAAGUACCAUCUGAACUGGUAGCUCUUUCCAACAUGCCAGUUAUUGAAGAAAAAAUAAAUGGGACUUCAAAAACAGUUUGUUAUCAAGAAUCUCCAAUCAUGUCCACAUACUUGGUGGCCAUUGUUGUUGGUUUAUUUGAUUAUGUUGAAGAUCAUACACCCGAUGGAAUUCCUGUCAGGGUCUACUGUCAGGUUGGCAAAUCAAACCAAGGAAAGUUUGCUUUAGAUGUCGCUGUUAAAACACUUGGAAUUUACAAAGAGUAUUUUGCAGUGCCAUAUUCCCUACCUAAACUAGAUAUGAUAGCAAUUCCUGACUUUGCUGCGGGAGCCAUGGAGAAUUAUGGUCUUGUUACAUAUAGAGAAACUGCUUUGCUUUAUGAUGAUAAGAACUCUGCAGCCGCUAACAAGCAAAGAGUUGCCACUGUAGUAGCCCAUGAACUAGCACAUCAAUGGUUUGGCAAUCUCGUGACAAUGGAGUGGUGGACUCAUCUAUGGCUGAAUGAGGGGUUCGCAACAUGGGUGAGCUACUUGGCAGCUGAAAGCUUAUUCCCACAAUGGUCUAAUUGGACUCAAUUUCUUGAAGAAAGCACAUCGGGGCUUCGAUUAGAUGGGCUUGCAGAAUCGCACCCCAUUGAGGUUGAUGUCAAUCAUGCAAGCGAAAUUGAUGAAAUUUUUGAUGCAAUCAGUUAUCGGAAGGGUGCAUCUUUAAUUCGGAUGUUGCAGAAUUAUCUUGGCGCGGAAUGUUUUCAGCGUGGACUUGCUUCAUACAUUAAAAAGUAUGCUUGCUCCAAUGCAAAGACGGAAGAUUUAUGGUCUGUCCUCCAGGAAGAGUCUGGUCAACCAGUGAACAACCUAAUGAAUUCCUGGACAAAACAAAAGGGUUAUCCAGUUGUCACUGUCAAGAUAAAUGAUCAUAAUUUGGAAUUUGAGCAGUCACAAUUUCUGCUGAGUGGUUCUCAAGGAGAUGGGCAGUGGAUAGUUCCAAUAACACUAUGUUGUAGCUCGUAUGAUGCUCGCAAAAGUUUCCUGCUGCAAACAAAAUCAGAAACUCUUUAUAUAAAUGACUUGUUGAGCUCACAAUCACAAAUGAAUUCAUGGAUAAAAGUUAAUAUAGAUCAAACAGGGUUCUAUAGGGUGAAAUAUGAUGACAACCUUUCAGCAAGACUUAGAUCUGCAAUAGAGAACAAGUUCCUGUCAACAAAUGAUAGAUAUGGCAUUCUGGACGAUUCAUUUGCCUUAUCCAUGGCGUGCUGUCAACCUUUGUCGUCAUUACUUGCCCUGAUGGCAGCUUACAGGGAGGAACUUAACUACACUGUUCUAUCUAACCUCAUAAGUAUAAGUUAUAAAGUUGCAAGAAUCACGGCUGAUGCUGCUCCUGAAUUACUAAGUGACAUCAAGCUGUUUUUCAUUAACCUGUUCCAGUACUCCGCAGAGAGGCUCGGUUGGGAUCCCAAGCAAGGGGAAGGCCAUUUAGAUGCCAUGUUGAGGGGAGAACUUCUUAAUGUAUUGGCAGCAUUUGGGCAUGAUGCAACAAUAAGUGAAGCAAACAGGCGCUUCCUUGUAUAUUUGGAUGAUAGAAGUACACCUGUUCUAACUCCAGACUUGAGAAAGGCUGUAUAUGUCGCUGUAAUGCGGGAUGCCAGCAAAUCAAACAGAUCAGCAUUUGAGGCUCUCUUGAGAGUCUACCGAGAGACUGACCUAAGUCAAGAGAAGACUCGCAUUUUAGGCUCAUUAGCAUCUUCUCGGGACCCAGAACUCAUUCUUGAAGUUCUAAACUUUAUGCUUUCAUCAGAGGUCCGGAGUCAAGAUGCUGUUUUUGGACUUGAUGUCAGUUUUGAAGGGCGUGAAGUUGCUUGGAACUGGUUUAAGGAAAACUGGGACAGAAUAUGCACAAUUUAUGGUCCCGGAUUUCUAGUCACCCGCUUUAUCGCUGCAGUUGUGUCACCGUUUGCAUCGUAUGAGAAGGCAAAAGAGGUGGAGGAGUUCUUUGCAACUCGGACGAAGCCUUUCAUUGCGAGGAGCUUGAAGCAAAGCCUAGAGAAGGUUGAUAUAAAUGCCAAGUGGGUCCAGAGCAUUCAGAACGAGAAUAACCUGGCUGAGGUGGUGAGGGAGCUCGCUCGCAGGAAAUACUAAUUCAAUUUUCGGUAGUAAGCUGUGAAAGAACUUUGCAUUUCAUUCGACUAAAAAUGUUUUUGUCUAAUCCUUUCAUCGGCUCAUUUCACAUGCACACACUUGCAAGUUGCACAUUUAUCUGUCAAGUGUAGACUGUAGUUUCAAAUGCCUUAGGGCCAGUUCAACUGCACCUACCCAAUCUUUUAAUUUUCUCAUGGUGAAGGAAGUUUUGGUCCAUUUCGUAUGUUCGGUUCUUUGCCUGAAAGUACAGCCCCUUCCAUCCUGUCUUGAAUAUUUCAUUAUUUCAUGGGC
Molecule: messenger RNA, 2722 nt
Organism: Cuscuta europaea
Lineage: Eukaryota; Viridiplantae; Streptophyta; Magnoliopsida; Solanales; Convolvulaceae
Source: the annotation of a GenBank genome assembly